GAACUCAGUGUGUUCAGACUCAGGUUUAUAGUCACAAAGCAGGAAAAGGAAAACGAGACUGACUCAAGAUGAGUGGUUUAGAGGAGGUCAGAGCAGAGUCUCCAGGAUCCAGCUGUCUGUCCACGAAGAAUGACAAUUCCAGCGAUUAUCCUCCAGCCUUCAGUCAUGAACCUCGACCCUCAGACAGAAAACGUCAGCAGUACAGAUUCAGAGCAGAGUCUCCAGAAUCCAGCUGUCUGUCAAUCAAGAGUGACCGUUCCAAAGAUUUUUCUCCAUUCUUCAGUCAUGAACCAAGACCCUCUGACACAAAAGUCUCCAUUGUGAAGAAAAAAUCAGAACCAGAGCUGCAGGCACCCAGUGAGAGUAGCUGUGUACAAACAGAUGCUGCUCUGCAGGAGGUUUCAGACAGACUUAAGAUCACUCAAAGGGGAAGAUUUGAACAUGUGACAGAAGGAACUGAUAGGACAGGAAGUGGAACCCUUCUCAACAGGAUCUACACUGAGCUUUACAUCACAGAUGGACAAAGGGAAGAUAUUCACACCCAACAUGAGGUGAGGCAGGUGGACAGAGCUUCCAAGAAGAUGAUCAUCCCUGAAACACCAAUCAGGUGCCAGGACAUCUUUAAAGCCUUACCUGACCAACAAAGACCCAUCAGAGUGGUUCUUACAAACGGCAUUGCUGGCAUUGGAAAAACCUUCUCAGCGCAGAAGUUCACUCUGGACUGGGCAGAGGGCUUGGAGAACCAAGACCUCAGUGUGGUGAUGCUGCUUUCAUUCAGGGAGCUGAACCUGAUCAGAGAUCAGCAGUACAGUCUUCUGCAGCUGCUCCAUGUGUUCGAGCCAACAUUACAGAAGGUCCCAGCAGAGAGGCUCGCUGUCUGUAAUCUUCUGUUCAUCUUUGACGGCCUGGAUGAAAGCAGACUUUCAUUGGAUUUCACCAACAGGAAGCUCGUGUCUGAUGUCACACAGAAGUCAUCAAUCAGAGAGCUGGUGGCAAACCUCAUCGAGGGGAAUCUGCUUCCCUCGGCUCUCAUCUGGAUAACUUCCCGACCUGCGGCAGCCAAUCAGAUCCCUCCUACAUGUGUUGACAGGGUGACAGAAGUACGAGGUUUCACUGAUGCCCAGAAGGAGGAGUACUUCAGGAGGAGAUUCAGUGAUGAAGAGCUGUCCAGCAGAAUCAUCUCCCACAUGAAGACAUCCAGGAGCCUCCACGUUAUGUGUAGAAUCCCAGUCUUCUGCUGGAUCACUGCUACAGUUCUGGAGCACAUGAUGACUACAGAGCAGACAGGAGAGCUGCCCAAGACCCUGACUGACAUGUACUCACACUUCCUGUUAGUUCAGAUAAAGAAGAAGGAGAACAAGUACCAUGAAGGACAUGAGAGAAAUCAACAGGAGCUCAGUGAGACUGACAGGGAGGUUCUUCUGAAGCUGGGGAGGCUGGCGUUUGAACAUCUGGAGAAAGGAAACAUCCUCUUCUACCAAGAAGACCUGGAGCAGUGUGGUCUGGAUGUGACAGAGGCCUCGGUGUACUCAGGAGUUUGUACAGAGAUCUUCAAACAGGAGUGUGUGAGCUUUAAGAAAUCAGUUUACAGCUUUGUUCAUCUGAGCAUUCAGGAGUUCCUGGCUGCAGUCUACAUGUUCCACUGUUACACCAACAGGAAGAUGGAGGUGCUGCAGACCUUCCUGAGUAAGGAAAUCUCAUCUCUAGAAGAACUUCUGACCAGCGCCAUGGAGAAGUCUUUCCUAAGUGAAACCUCCCACCUGGAACUGUUUGUUCGCUUCCUCCAUGGCCUCUGUCUGGAGUACAACCAGAGACUUCUUAGAGGUCUGCUGGGUCAGACAGAGAUCAGUCCAGAAAUGAUCCAGAGAGUCAUCAAAAACCUGAAGAAGAUUAAUGUGUCUGGAAAGUGUCCUGACGGAAGCGUCAACAUCUUCCACUGCCUGAUGGAGAUGAAAGACCUCUCAGUAUAUCAAGAGAUCCAAGAGUUCCUGAAGUCAGGGAACAAAUCAGGAAAGAAACUUUCUGAAAUCCAGUGCUCAGCUCUGGCCUACAUGCUGCUGAUGUCAGAGGAGGUUUUGGAUGAACUGGAUUUGGAAAAGUACAACACGUCAAAGGAGGGACGACAGAGACUGCUGCCAGCUGUGAAGAACUGCAGAAAGGCUCGACUUCAUGAUGUUUCACCCUCAGAGGGUCACUGCGGAAUAGUGGCCUCAACUCUGAAAUCCAACCCCUCCCAUCUGAGAGAGCUGCACCUGAGUUCAAUCAACCUGCAGGAUUCAGCAGUGAAACUAUUUGCUAGUCUGGAGAGUCCAAACUGCAAACUAGAGACACUGAGAUUGGAGAAGUGCAAUUUGUCAGGGACCAGCUGUGCUGCUCUGGUAUCAGCUCUGAAAUCCAACCCCUCCCAUCUGAAUCAUCUGGACCUGAGAGCAAACAACCUGCAGGAUUCAGGAGUGAAAAAGCUGUGCGGUUUCCUGGAGAGUCCACACUGUAGACUGGAGACUCUGAGUCUGGCAGAAUGCAGUGUGUCAGAGACCAGCUGUGCUGCUCUGGUCUCUGCUCUGAAGUCCAACCCCUCCCAUCUGAAACAUCUGGACCUGAGAGCAAACAACCUGCAGGAUUCAGGAGUGAAACAAUUGUGUGGUUUCCUGGAGAGUCCACGCUGUAGACUGGAGACUCUGAGUCUGGCAGAAUGCAGUUUGUCAGAGACCAGCUGUGCUGCUCUGGUCUCUGCUCUGAAGUCCAACCCCUCCCAUCUGAAACAUCUGGACCUGAGAGCAAACAACCUGCAGGAUUCAGGAGUGAAACAAUUGUGUGGUUUCCUGGAGAGUCCACGCUGUAGACUGGAGACUCUGAGUCUGGCAGAAUGCAGUUUGUCAGAGAUCAGCUGUGCUGCUCUGGACUCUGCUCUGAAGUCCAACCCCUCCCAUCUGAAACAUCUGGACCUGAGUGGAAACAGCUUGCAGGAACCAGAUGUGGAGCAGCUGUCUGAUUUUGUGAAGCGUCCCCACUGCAGACUGGAGGAUGUGAGGUGGCAGUCACGGUGAACAGGACGGUGCUGAGUGUGGAUGAGCUGUGUCCUGAUAACUGCAGCAGCAGCUUAUGAGCAGAGAUCUGACUGUGCCACAUUAAUGGGAGGCUGAGUGCUUCAUCCAGCAGUGACUGACUGCUGCAGAGCGAGCUGAUCUGAGAACAGCUCCACUGCCACACAGUGUAUGGUCAAACACCAUCCCUGUGUGCCCCUCUGGAUGUACCUGGACUGCUUUGCUGCUGCUCUGUCACAGUCUCUGUAGACACACUGAAACUCCUCCACUCCUUCUGCUCCACACCUUCUCCACCUCAUUUUAUGUCAUCUUUUUAUUCAUUCACACACAAACAAUUUAGUGUGUUUUAUAAGAACCAAUCAGUGACAAAACAUCUAUUUUAAACAUAAAAAUCUGUUUCUUCAUCAUAAUCUAGAAGUCUGAUUUGAUCCAGUCAGGACUGACGUACCAGUCAGGAUCAAACCCUUCAGGUUCAAUUAGUCUGAAGCUCUCAAAAUGAAUCCUGAUACCCAGGCAACACAUUAAAUCAUGGCCUAAUACAGGUUUUUGGCAACAGAUAAAGAUUUCCUCUAAUUCAUUAUUACACAAAUUUUUUCUGACACCCUGACAGAGUGAACACUAACCUGAGAAGGUGGGGUUAGGGGUAGGGAAUAGCUUGUGUUGCAAUGAUCAUAUUGUCCUGUUUUGUAGCCUCCUCUUCCUCCAGCAGGAGCUUGAAACAUGGUAGGGCUCAAUUCUGAAGGUCAAAAAAGUAGCGGCUGUCCAGUGACGCCCACGACUUCAGUCAUGGGCAUUUGAGGGGCUGCUGGAGGCUCUGCAUGUCACUGUAAGGUGUGGGAGAAAAGGUGGAGGUUGAACAGGUGCAGUCAUUGGAGGUGCACAAUCGAGGUCAUGAUCCACUCUGACACACAGGACACGAUCACCACCACACACCCAAACCGUUUUUCACUGUGGGGCAGUUCAUUCAUGGUCCCAGGGUUCAGUUUGAUGGUUUUAUUAGAGUUUUGGCUGAUUCAGAGCCUGUCUGGUAAUUAUAAUUAUGCUUUUAGUUUUGGAGUUCCUCCCCUCCUUUGUAAAGUUUCUGUGUUGUGUGUUUGUCUACCUCCAUCCUGGUUCAUUUUAAGUGUUUUUUUGUGUGUGUGUGUCUUGUGUCUAGAUUAACGUCCCCCUCUGACUCAUUAGCUUAUUGUCUUCAGCUGUGUUUUCACCUGUCCCCCACGUCCCUUGUUAUCCGGUGUGUUUAUACUGUCUGACCCUCCUUUUGUACAUUGUCAUAUCAUCCCUCUUGGUUGUGUUUCCUUGUUCCACUACUGUAAAGCUGCUUUUAUGUUCGGGUGAGUCGUGCAUGUGGGGCUUCACCCUGACACAGGUCUGAGAUCCAAACAGUUGGACGUGUUCCUCAAAUAUGUGAGGUUAGAGGAUGGAGGGGCUGCCUUCCAGGAUCAAUCACCACCAUAUCAACUCCAGAUCCCACAUCAGUGAGGCUUUUCCACGUCACUGACACCACAUUUUUAUAGAUCUUUGAAAUAAAAUCAAUCUCUCCAAAAAUGGUCUUUCUGAGAGUUUAAUCCUUUGCAGAAGAUUCAAACAACAACAGUCCUCGAGGCUUUAGACAAAGAUUGAUAACAAGCACAGAAUAAUUUACCAAUAAUUUGACCAAUAAUAAUAAUAAUCAGCUGGUGCUCAGAAUAUCAGAGUUUUCUUAUUGCCUAUUUGUAUUAGAGUCAAAGGUUUUUUUGAAUGUCCCAGCAGCCUCUCCUCACAGUGAAGCAGAUCAAAGCAGAUGAAAGCACUGAGGUGUGUGUCUGUCCCUCAGAGGCCACCAAUAAUUAAAGAAUUAAUUAAAUAAACAUUUGGAAAGUGUUUUAUUAACGGGAUCAAAACUCCCCGCAGGUUGUAGUCAAAAUCAAUACAUUUACACCUUCAAACUUCACAAAGGAACAAGACAAAGAUGCCCAACCUGUCCUCCCAUGUUCACUCUAUACAGUGAAUGGAAAUGAGGACAUGCACAGUCCAAUACUGUGAAAACUGGUGCUGGGAAAACAGGAAGUCUGCACACCAGGAAAAGCUGCUGGGUAUUAAGGAUACGUUUAAUAAAAAAACCAUGAUGAGAGUGCUGCCCUUCCUCAGAUGUAUUUAGUUCUAUCUUAUGAGCCCUGAUUUGUUCCCGUUUCCUCUCACCUUGUUACCUUGUGUAUAAAUAGUUUGUGUUUC
This is a messenger RNA of Archocentrus centrarchus (flier cichlid), 5258 nucleotides long. RefSeq names its product NACHT, LRR and PYD domains-containing protein 12-like. The transcript is spliced from 11 exons. NCBI's taxonomy places the organism in Eukaryota, Metazoa, Chordata, Actinopteri, Cichliformes, Cichlidae. The record is from RefSeq and is a predicted model, not a curated record. Bases 69 to 3047 code for a protein of 992 amino acids. Gene Ontology annotation, molecular function: protein binding.